Knipowitschia caucasica is the source of this 273-nucleotide messenger RNA. NCBI's taxonomy places the organism in Eukaryota, Metazoa, Chordata, Actinopteri, Gobiiformes, Gobiidae. The record is from the annotation of a GenBank genome assembly.
AUGGCGGCGUCGUUCCCGGUCAGAAACGGCAGCUCUCCUCUGACCUGUUCCCAGACACAUCCGUACAGCAAGACCAGAAUGCACCCCAUGGUCAUUCUGCCUCCACCUGCCCAGCCCGGAUCCAUGCAUUCAGGGUCUACGCUUAUCCUGGGGGGGGGUCCCACGUUUGCACCAAUCGGGGAGAAGCACCCAGACCAGCCUCAGUCAUGGGGAGACCCGGCGUGGGCUUUGGUUACGAGCCUGGAGUCCAGUCCUCACGGCCACACAUCCUGA